Amphimedon queenslandica is the source of this 813-nucleotide messenger RNA. RefSeq lists its product as uncharacterized. Lineage: Eukaryota; Metazoa; Porifera; Demospongiae; Haplosclerida; Niphatidae. The transcript is spliced from 4 exons. The coding region runs from base 43 to 768 and encodes 241 amino acids. Gene Ontology annotation, molecular function: protein binding. Gene Ontology annotation, biological process: signal transduction. The record is from RefSeq and is a predicted model, not a curated record.
GUGGAAUGCACAUCAACUGUUUCCUCCUCUUUCAAGAGAAAAAUGGCUGCAGAGUUAAGUAUUACAGAUCUUGGUGAUGUUAUCAGUACCUUGGAGAAGUAUGAAUUUGCUGAGCACAGAUGGGUUGAGCUAGGUCUUAAACUACACAUUAGUCAGCCCAAACUUGAUGCAGUUGGAGCCGAUAAUCCUCUGAAUGCCAAAGCACGUCUUAGAGCCUGUCUAGCUCACUGGUUGAGGUGGAACUAUGAGGUCGAUAAGUAUGGGAAACCUUCAAUGGAGAAAUUGGCAGCUGCUAUAAAAGAGAUGGGAUUGAAGCACGUAGCUUCUAAAAUAUUGGGAGAGACAAAUGGUACGACUCAAGGAGCUUCUACUGGUUCUGGUGGUGGUGGGGUAGCUGUUACAGUGACAGCAGAAACUGUUGAGCGUGUGAAGAAAGAGCUUGACAAGGUCCUCAGAGAGAAUCAAGUUAAAAUUCAUGGCAUCUUCACUGAAACAGAUGAGACACUGAACGAAAUUGCUAGACAAUUAAAUGCAGUUAAUAUCAUAGGAAAACCUGUACAGAAGAACCCAACUUAUGAAGCGAUGAUUGGAUCUUUUCUUAGCGGAAUAAAUUUAAAAGAGGACAUCGAAGAUAUUGAGGAACAUUCUGGAAAGUUUUUUAAAGCUUUGUCAAAUGUUGAAGGCCCAGUAUCUGAUGCUGGGAACUUGAUAAAAAAGAAAUGGAAGAAAGCAGUUAAAGAUAACUGUGGUUUAGAACUUAAUAUUUAAUUUUUACCAUUAUUUUGAAUUAGAUUUCUUACGCGCAAAAUUAAU